Molecule: messenger RNA, 631 nt
Organism: Caenorhabditis sp. 36 PRJEB53466
Lineage: Eukaryota; Metazoa; Nematoda; Chromadorea; Rhabditida; Rhabditidae
Source: the annotation of a GenBank genome assembly
AUGGAUCAACCUGUCGGAGACGGCGCAGAUGGCAGUCUCGGAAGUGUCGGGCGGUUCCACUCCACUUAUGGAAAAAAAGAAUCCGCUGACGGACCGCGUCAACAUGGAGCUGACGAUGUUGAAGAAUCUGACGACGUUGAAGGAUCUUCGGAAGGCGAAGAGGCCUCAAGAAACCUCCCGCUCUUGAUGCAAGCAGUGACUGUCGCUUUUCGAAGUGUCAGUCACUAGGAUCUGAUAGAGUAGGAGGGAGGCGCAUUCCGCCGAGCACUUUGUGAGUUUACGCUUUUUUUAAUGUAAUUGCCCUUUUUGGACAAGAAAAAUUUUUUUCAAGUGAUUUUUGUGUAAAAUGAAUGAUUUUUAGGUGACCCGCCUGUCAACCCUCCUCCAAACAGCCGCCCUGGAACUCUCACGCUGGAGAGCCGGCGAAUCAUUGUCCGAAUUGGAAUGGAUCAACCUGUCGGAGACGGCGCAGAUGGCAGUCUCGGAAGUGUCGGGCGGUUCCACUCCACUUAUGGAAAGAAAGAAUCCGCUGACGGACCGCGUCAACAUGGAGCUGACGAUGUUGAAGAAUCUGACGACGUUGAAGGAUCUUCGGAAGGCGAAGAGGCCUCAAGAAACCUCCCGCUCUUGA